AUGACCAGGAUCCCUAAAUCCCUCGCUAAGGCAUGUCUACAAUGUCGAUCUCGAAAGAUCCGUUGUGACACGAGCCGGCCUCGCUGUUCGACUUGCGAGACCCAAGGCCGGGAAUGUAUUUAUCGGGUGGAGACGCCGCGGCAGAGACCGACACUGGCUCAAAUAAAUCGGCUACAACAAGAGAAUACAGAGCUCAGAUCUUUCAUUGCAAAAGUGAAAGGCGAUGAGGGAAAUAUACCCAGCCUAGCAGUGACUGAAAGUCUUGAAUCCAACCAGAAUUCACCUAGCCAGAACCGCCAGCAAAGCCUCGACAGUAUAGCUUCUUCAGAUGAAGAAUUUGAUGUUGCACCUUUUAUAUCUGUAGACGAGGCAGGUCGACUUGGCACCUUUGGCCUUUCAUCUGCCCUGCAUUAUCCAAAUAAAAGUGAAUCGUUGCACACAGUGCCUUCAGCUCAAUUGCUGAACAGGGAGCACUUGAAGAACAAGCUUAUUGCUAAUGCAGCCCUACAAAGACAAAACGAGCGUCUGCUAUUGAAUCUUCCAGAUAUUGAUGGUGUGCCUACUGAGCUCGCUCUGCAUCUGUUAGAUGUGCACUGGGCUCGGCAACAUCACACCUUUCUUCUAACAUAUCGACCGGCAAUCAUGCGUGAUCUACCUAAAGCCGAUGGUCCAAACUGCUCCCGAUUUUUACUGAAUGCCAUAUUUGCCUGCGCAAGCAAAUUUUCCUCGCGCAUUGAUGUGCGCGAUGACCCGAGUGAUUCAAUCACGACCGGCCGGCGUUUCUUCCGGCGCUGUGACGAGCUCCUAGCCCGAGAAUCCCAUCUUAUUCGCCCAAGUAUUCCAACAAUAAUUGGUCUUUUGCUCCUCGGGUCGACAUUUAUUGCCCGUGGUGAAACUUCAAAGGGCUGGUUAUACACAGGCUACGCUCUGCGCAUGGUCUAUGAUCUGGGUUUACAUCUCGACCCCAAGCAAACAAAUGAUGACGUAGAAGAAAUGGAGAUUCGUCGUCGUGUGUUUUGGGGUGCUUUUGUCUGCGACAAAAUACAGAGUCUCUACUUGGGCCGGCCUGUCGCUAUGGACCUGCGCGACUCGCAUGUCAGCCGUGAGUUCCUUGAUACAUUUGAGGAACAUGAGUUAUUUAUGCCGUCUCCCGACUCGAAAUUGUAUAAAUCAUCCUCACAGCCCCCGAUAUAUUCCAUCUCUACUUUUCAACAGCUUUGCCUCCUGUCCAGGAUCAUGACCAAGAUCACCAAUCACUUCUACACAGUCGGCAGCGUGCGGUCCUCGAGCUCUGCCAUGACUAGUCUCCAGGUCGCAGACAAAGCCCUCAAUUCCUGGAAACAAAACCUACCAACCGAACUAGACUUCAAACCAUCGUCACCUUCGGGUGCUCAUUCCCAAGCCUACCCAGCUCCAAAUGUAAUGAACCUCCACGGCAUCUACAACUCUCUCAUCAUUCUCCUCCACCGACCCUUUAUCUCCGAUGGCCAUUUACGAUCUGUUAAAACGUCAGCUUCAUCAUGGGGACGCUGCACCACAGCCGCAAAUAACAUCACGAGUAUCUCGCUGGCCUAUAAAUCGGCAUACGGUCUCCACGGUGCACCCUACAUCCUCAGCUACGCCAUCUAUGUAGCAUGCACAAUUCACGCCCGAAACGCCUUCGCAAAUGCACACUGCAAGGAGCAUAUCUCUCGCUUAGCAGCAGGUCUCACCUGUCUCGAUGAUAUCUCCGUGGUGAAUCCUGGUGUCUGCAAGCCUGCAAGCAUUAUACGGAAAUUGGCCGAGGCAAGCAAGCUUGACCUUUCCGCUGCUAAUACAGUGGCCCCCGCUUUUCAGGUUGAGUUUGUUUCUCCGGCGGAUGGUUUCAAUGCCGGGGUUGAGCUUGAUGCUAUCGUUGAGAUGUUCCCAAGUAGAUAUUCUGCUCUUGGUAAUGGUCUAGAGUUUCCCACUGAACAGGAACACGAUACGGCUUUGUUUGGACUUGAUAUUCCAUAUGAUCCGUUGUUUGGGUUCAUGGAUGGUUCUAUGGAUUUGCCUGGGCCGGAGACGGCUCUUUUGUUUGCUGAGAAUCCGUGA
Molecule: messenger RNA, 2076 nt
Organism: Penicillium crustosum
Lineage: Eukaryota; Fungi; Ascomycota; Eurotiomycetes; Eurotiales; Aspergillaceae
Exons: 2
Coding region: 1-2076 (691 amino acids)
Biological process (GO): regulation of DNA-templated transcription; DNA-templated transcription
Molecular function (GO): DNA binding; zinc ion binding; DNA-binding transcription factor activity, RNA polymerase II-specific
Source: RefSeq, a predicted model, not a curated record